AUGCUUUCUCUCCACAAUUCCUUCAAAUCCCACCGCUCCAACAAGCACUUAUCCGAAUGCGACGGAGAGGACCAGCGGCCGAUUCUGUACGGAAACCCUCACGAAGACUCUAGCGAUCAUCAGGAGGUCAUCGUUAAAAUCGACGAGGGGAGUCCGGAUAUCAAUAUGCAGUCGGGUAUUCCGAUACCGGCGGGGGGCCGGGGGCCCGCCGGUAACAAUGUGUGGAGGGAGUCUAGCUACGAGUUCCUGCAGGAAGGGAAUCUUAACAAUGGCCGCGGGGGUGUUGGGGGAAGAGCAGUAGAGGAGUCGGGCUUUUCUUUACAGAAGCAGAGCCUACAGGAGACGAAGCAGGUCCAGGACCCUCCGUCUCGGCUGAUCAGCUUGUUCAUACAGAAACAAAAGAUAUCCGGUGCCGAGAUGGCCCUGGAUAUGGACCUCGAGAUGGAUGAGCUCAAGAAUCCAGUGGAGAAUGUUGGAGAGUCGAAGGAUCUGCGCGUUUCCUUUCAAGACGUUUCUACUGAUCCACCUUCCCGCCACUCCCAGGAGGAUUCAGAGGACGAUGACUCUGACACCUAUGACGAGGGGCGUGAAAGGCGCGAACUCUGCCGUGGUUCGGCUACCGUGAACCCUAGCGCGAGGGACGGCGGCACCGAAGUUGUGCACUGUUCCUCUAACUCGUUCUUCCACCGCAGGAGCAGCAUGCUGUUGAGGGCCAAGACGAGGUCUAGGUUGAUGGAUCCACCGAUUGUCGGCAGUGGUGGGACUAUCGAAAGGAAGUCGACUAGAAUGCCAAACAAAUCCAGCCAGCUCCCGCCGAGGUCAUCAGCCCAAUUGCCUCCGCGGCCUGGCCCGCCCAGAUCCGGACUGCUUGGCAAGUCAUCGGUGAUAGAGGAGGACGAGGAGGACCCCUUCGAGGACCUUCCUGAUGAGUUCAAUCGCACCAAGAUCGGCACCUGGACUAUACUGCAGUCUAUCGGCUUUGUACUAGUUAUUGCUGCUCUUAUUUGCAGCCUCACCAUCCACGGGAUCCAGCACCGGACCAUUUGGGGACUCGAUUUAUGGAAGUGGGUAGUUCUCGUCCUCGUCCUCAUCUCAGGCCGCCUCCUCUCCGGCUGGAUUACACGCAUCAUCGUCUUGUUCCUUGAGCGCAACUUCAAGCUUCGGAAGAGACUCCUUUACUUCGUGUACGGCGUGCGUAAUGCCGUUCAGAACUGUAUCUGGCUCGGCCAAGUAUUGAUUGCUUGGCAAUCACUGUUCGACAAGAAGGCGGAGCGGGAGAACAAAGCGCUUUCCUACAUCACAAGGAUACUCUUUUGUUUAAUUGUCGCCUCAGUAUUACGUCUCGUGAAGACUCUUCUACUCAAGGUCCUAGCUUCCUCCUUCCACGUUAGCAGAUAUUUCGAUCGAAUUCAAGAAGCUGUAUUCAACCAGUACAUUAUUGAGACGCUUUCAGGUCCGCCACUCGUAGAUAUACAACACAGCUUGGAGGAGGAGGAUCGAAUGAUUGCCGAGGUGCAGAAGUUUCAGAAUGCUGGAGCAACGAUACCGAACGACCUCAAGGCAGCAGCUAUGCCUUACAGGAACAGAGUGAUUGGUAGUAAUGGUGGUAUCUAUAGUGAAUCCAUUGGUUUGAGAAGCUCUCUGAUAGAAAAGAGUUUCAAGCUGUCCGGUGCCCUCUCGAGAACAGAUUUUAGUAGGCAACAGCCACGACAGGAGGAUGUUAUUACCAUGGAUCAGUUGCACAAGCUCAAUCAAAAGAACAUUUCAGCUUGGAACAUGAAGCGGCUGAUGAGAAUUGUGAGGCGUGGGACAUUAACGACGCUAGAUGAGCAGAUAACACAAGAGAGUGGGGAGGACGAGUCAACUUUGCAAAUUAAAAGUGAGCAUGAAGCGAAGAUAGCCGCAAGGAAGAUCUUCAACAAUGUUGCAAAGCAAGGCGCUAAGCAUAUCCACUUGGCGGAUCUAAUGCGAUUCAUGAGGGAAGAUGAAGCUCUAAGGACUAUGACCCUUUUUAAUGGGGCACAGGAUGAUAAUAGAGUCAGCAGGAGGGCUCUGAAGAACUGGGUGAUCAAUGCAUUUAGAGAUCGCAGAGCCCUUUCUUUGACAUUAAAUGAUACGAAAACUGCAGUGAACAAACUUCAUCAGAUGGCAAAUGUCGUUCUUUUCAUAAUACUAAUUGCUCUCUGGCUUCUUAUUCUGAACAUCACAACAACACAUUUUUUUGUUUUUAUUAGCUCUCAAGCUCUCUUAUUGGUGUUUAUUUUUGGCAACACGUUAAAAACCACUUUUGAGGCUAUCAUUUUCUUAUUUGUGAUGCAUCCCUUUGAUGUUGGUGAUCGUUGUGAAGUGAAUGGAGUUCAGAUGGUUGUGGAGGAGAUGAAUAUUCUGACAACGGUCUUUUUGAGAUAUGACAACCUGAAGCUUACAUUUCCAAAUAGUGUGCUUGCUACGCUGCCCAUAGGCAACUAUUACAGAAGCCCUGAUAUGGGAGACAGUGUCGACUUCUGUAUUCACGUCUCAACUCCUGUGGAAAAGAUAGCAAUUAUGCGGGAAAGAAUUACAACAUUCAUGGAGAAUAGGAAGGAUCAUUGGUACCCUGGUGCUCAGAUUGUUAUCAAGGAUUUUGAAGAAGUAAAUAAGUUGCAGGUUUCGCUCUGGAUGCGACAUCGCAUCAAUUUUCAGGACAUGGGUUUAAAGUGGACGAGGAGAGAACCAGUGGUACAGGAAAUUAUCAGAAUAUUAAAGGAACUUGAUAUUGAAUAUCGCAUGUUGCCUGUGGAUGUGAAUAUCAGAAACUUGCCUCCAGCCACCUCCAAUCGCCUCCCUUCCACAUGGAACACCUGCAGCUAAUGCCUAAACCUACAAACUUUAUGGAUAAUUACAUACGCAGCACUUUAAGUUUUGUUAUUUACAAAACUAACACCAAGGUGAUUUUUUUGAACUAUUGAACCAUUGCAUUUACAGGUGCCACUGAUCAAACCAUUGGGGAUAUGAUAAAAAUGAAAAAUGUGUAUCGUGCAUGUUGAACUUUUAGUGAGAAACUGAAAAAUGGAUGAAAAAGAAUGCUAAUUCUAUAAAUAGCAAUGCUUCGAGUGCUAUGCAUGUAAUUGCAUUAAAAAUGUUUCUUUUGUUUUGAAGAAAAGGCCUCUUUUGGAGAUGAGUGUUGGUUUUAGACUGGGAAUGAAAUUGUAUUAUUAAUAGUUUA
Molecule: messenger RNA, 3205 nt
Organism: Phalaenopsis equestris
Lineage: Eukaryota; Viridiplantae; Streptophyta; Magnoliopsida; Asparagales; Orchidaceae
Product: mechanosensitive ion channel protein 6-like
Exons: 5
Coding region: 1-2850 (949 amino acids)
Biological process (GO): transmembrane transport; monoatomic anion transport
Cellular component (GO): plasma membrane
Molecular function (GO): mechanosensitive monoatomic ion channel activity
Source: RefSeq, a predicted model, not a curated record